Messenger RNA from Galdieria sulphuraria, 6657 nucleotides. RefSeq names its product ATP-dependent RNA helicase. The coding region runs from base 52 to 6633 and encodes 2193 amino acids. Gene Ontology annotation, cellular component: nucleus. Gene Ontology annotation, molecular function: nucleic acid binding; ATP binding. The record is from RefSeq and is a predicted model, not a curated record. The transcript is spliced from 4 exons. NCBI's taxonomy places the organism in Eukaryota, Rhodophyta, Bangiophyceae, Galdieriales, Galdieriaceae.
ACUUUUUUAGGAAUUUGCUGUGCUCGUUUUGGGGCGUAGCAUUUCAAAGUUAUGGCAGACGAGUUGUCACGGUUAAAACAAUAUGACUAUGCUGCCAACGCCAACCUUGUUCUGGCCCAGACAGAAAGAAGAAGAAGGGAUCCCUCGGAACCUACUGGUGAAGUUGAACCUUUAAAAGUGAGCGAGUUGAAAGGACGCAUGGGAGACAGAGUUAGUCACGAAAGGGCGCCAGAACUUGAAGAGAGGCUGCAGCGACUACAAAAAAGUAAAAGUAUGCAGAAUAGAGGAAUAUUUGCAGAUAAGAAGAGAAGAAAAGAAGCUAGAAACCUCACGGGGGACUACGGUGACGUGAUUGCAGCUGCUCGCGACUUGGAGUUGGGAGUUUACAGACCAACGACUUCCGAAACACGAGUUGCUUAUGAAUAUUUACUCGAUUUUAUAACCAAAAGAAUUGGUGACCAGCCACAGGACGUCUUGCAUGGAGCUGCAAAUGAAGUGCUUGCGAUAUUAAAGGAGCAAAAGACAACGGAGGAACAAAAGAUAGAAGACGUAAAAGAACUUAUCGGUGAAAUGGAUGCAGACAGUUUUGCAGAACUUUCCAAUAUCUCCCGUUCUAUCACGGAUUACGGUAAGGAAGAGGACCAGUUUCAAACAGAGGAAGAAACUGCUGCGGGACAAACCAUGGACGAAGAUCUUGGCGUGGCAGUUGUUUUUGAAGAUGAAGAAAAUGAAACUGAGAGCAAUUUGGUCGAGUUGGUUGUUUUAGAUGACGACGAUUAUGAAAAUGAGGGAGAAGGGGACGAAGCAAAUAUAGACUCUACUCUAGAAUCUACAAACGUCCCAAGUGAAAUAGAUACGAAGGACAACGCCGAGUCGAGAUAUUAUGUUCACGUCCGUGAGAUUGACGGUUACUGGUUACAGCGAAGUUUGGUGAAGCACUAUUCAGAUGUGGAUAAGAGUCGCCAAGUGGCAGAACAAGUUUUUCGCAUUCUUUCGGAUGAAAGUAUGAAUAUUAGAGAGUGUGAAAAUCAACUUGUGCUUUUGCUGGGCUUUGAUAAAUUUGAGUUGGUAAAAAAGUUGCUUAUCAAUCGUUGGAAAAUAGUUUAUUGCACAAAGCUAGCUUUAUCAUCAAGUGAGGACGAGCGCAAGAUAUUGCAAGGAAAGAUGAAGGAUGAUCCUCAAUUGUCUGGAAUCUUAGAGGAACUUGUAAGUGAAGACAAUGUAAUGCAAGAGGAUAAGCGCAUGUUGGAUACGAAAGCUACCAUGAAACAUGAUAGAGAACGUUCUGCAUUGAAUUCUGAUAGUAAUAUAUUACCUGUUGUCGACUUAGAAUCUCUUGCACUUCAAGGAGGUUCACAUUUUAUGUCCAUUGCAAAGGUAGAGCUUCCAAAAGGUUCUGUCAGAGUUCAGAAAAAGGAUUAUGAAGAAGUUUAUGUUCCUGCUCCCAAAUCAAAGCCUGUCUCGGGAGAUGAGAAGUUGGUUCCAAUUGAACAACUUCCGGAGUGGGCUCGUGAGGCGUUCAAAGGCAUGCGUUCACUCAACCGUAUUCAGUCUCAAUUGUACAAAGCUGCUUUUGAGAGCGAUGAGAAUUUAUUGUUAUGUGCCCCAACGGGUUCUGGCAAAACCAAUGUUGCAGUUCUGAGUAUUUUAAGGUUAAUCAGUCAAGCUUUGGAGGAAGGAGACGAAAGUCUUGAGUCAUUCAAAGCAGUUUAUGUAGCUCCAAUGAAAGCACUUGUUGCAGAAGUGGUUGGCAAUUUGGAUAGGAGGUUAUCUUACUUAGGUUUAACGGUCCAUGAAUUGACGGGAGAUGUGAGUAUGACAUGGAAGGAAAUCAUGGAAACAUCCGUCAUUGUGACAACACCUGAAAAGUGGGAUAUUGUAACCAGAAAGACAGGAGAAAGAGCUGUAGUAGAUUAUGUGAAACUUUUGAUUAUCGACGAAAUUCAUCUGUUGCAUGAUGAAAGAGGUCCCGUCUUGGAGUCUAUUGUUGCACGAACUAUUCGGUCGAUGGAAACAUCCAACUGGAAUUGUCGCCUUGUUGGUCUUUCUGCUACUUUGCCAAAUUACCACGAUGUUAGUGUGUUUAUGAAAGUAGAUCCCAAUGUUGGCCUAUUUUACUUUGACAAUUCAUAUCGGCCUGUUCCUUUGCAGCAAGAAUUUGUAGGAGUAACUGUGAAAAGUGCAUUGAAAAGAUAUCAAGCAAUGAAUGAAAUUGCUUAUCAAAAGGUGAAACAAGAAAUAAUGGGAGGCGCGUCACAACAUCAACAGAUAUUGGUUUUCGUUCAUUCUCGAAAGGAAACGGCGAAAACUGCCAGUUAUUUUAGAGACAUGGCUGUUCAAGAGAAUAUAUUUGACUCAUUUUUAACUCCAGGUUCUGCUUCUGCGGAAAUAAUCAAGUCUGAACUGGAAAACGUAAAGAAUCAACAGUUGGCAGGACUCUUAACUCAUGGAUUCGCUAUUCAUCACGCAGGCUUGACUAGAAGUGAUCGAACCUUGGUCGAAGACUUGUUUGCUGAUGGACACAUUCGUUGCCUAGUGAGUACGGCAACCCUUGCUUGGGGUGUUAAUUUACCUGCACAUACAGUUAUCAUUAAAGGAACUCAAGUCUAUUCUCCGGAAAAGGCUAAAUGGACGGAACUGUCAGCGAUGGAUGUUAUGCAAAUGAUGGGAAGAGCGGGUAGACCUCAGUACGAUACUUCAGGCAAAGGUAUUAUCAUUACAUCUGCAAAUGAACUACAGUAUUAUUUGUCUUUGCUGAAUACGCAGCUCCCUAUCGAAAGUCAGAUGAUUGCACGUUUGGCUGACUUUAUGAAUGCUGAAAUUGCUUUGGGAACAGUGCAUGACUUGGAAGACUGUGCAGACUGGUUGAGUUAUACUUAUUUGUUUGUAAGAAUGUUAAAGAAUCCCGUUUUAUAUGGAAUCACUCCAGAGUUGGUGAAACAGGACCCAACCUUGAAACAGAGACGUCUUCAAUUAGUACAUUCGGCAGCUGUAACUUUAGAUAAUGCUGGCCUGAUAAGAUAUGAAAAACGUUCCGGAAGUAUACAGCCCACAGAUUUAGGAAGAGUAGCUGCUCGUUAUUAUGUAACUUACCAUACUGCCACAAUCUAUUCGGAAAAUAUAUCUUUGAAUUUAACUGAAGUAGAUAUAUGUAGACUAAUUACUUUGUCGAGUGAAUUUUGCUUUAUGAGAGUAAGAGAAGAAGAGAAACUUGAGCUCGAAAGAUUAGCGGAACGGACUCCUAUUCCCAUCAAAGAGUCUUUAGAUGAGCCAACUGCAAAAGCGAAUGUUUUGUUACAAAGUUAUAUUUCCAAAUUGAAAUUGGAAGGUCUAGCUUUAGCUGCUGAUGCUGUUUUCAUUUCACAAUCGGCUGGAAGACUUGCAAGAGCACUAUUUGAAAUUUCCUUACGUCGUAGAUAUGCUCAAGUAUCUCUUCGUUGUUUGAAUUUAGCAAAAGCGAUUGAUCGACGAAUUUGGCCACAUUCGCAUACGCCUCUUCGACAGUUCUCUUCGCAUCUUCCUGAAGAAGUAUUGAAGCGAAUUGAAAGAAAAACGGAUUUGGAAAUCGAACAGUACUUGGAUUUAUCUCCUGCCGAGUUGGGAGAGCUGUUCCGAAGUCCUAAGGAUGGUAAGACGAUUCAUCGUCUUUUGCAUUUAUUGCCCAGAAUGGAACUGGCGGUUCAUGUUCAACCCAUAACUCGCUCAACGAUUCGCAUGGAAUUGACGUUGACUCCGGAUUUUCUUUUUGAUUCCAAGGUUCAUGGUGCAGGAGAACCUUUUUGGAUAUGGGUCGAGGAUCCUGAUGGAGAGAACUUAUUGCAUGUAGAGCCUUUUUAUCUUCGUGCAAGUUUAAGCCAAGAGGAACAUACUGUAGCCUUUAUUGUCCCAGUUUUGGAUCCUUUACCUCCCCAAUACUUCAUACGAUGUAUUAGUGAUCGAUGGAUAUCUCCUGAAGUCACAUUGCCAGUUUCCUUUAAGCAUCUUAUUCUUCCAUCCAAAUUUUCUCCUUUUACAGAUCUUUUGGAUAUGCAACCUUUGUCUGUAUAUAGUGCAUUUCGUUCUCCUCUCGAAAAAGAAACUGAAGCCAUGUGGUAUGUUUUGAGUGGAUUGGAAGCUCAUUUUUCAAAGUCAUUUGAACAUUUCAAUCCAAUACAAACCCAAACAUUUGCGGCUAUAUUUAAGACAAAUGAAAAUAUUUUCGUUGCUUCUCCUCCUGGUUCGGGCAGAUUGGUCCUAAUAGAACUUGCACUGGGCAGACUUUUUGCUUUAGAUCCUGCUGCGACGGCAGUUUAUGUCGUAGCCAAAGAAGAUUUGGCACAACGUCGUUUGGAAGAGUUGAAUUUGGGAUUAGCCCAAGUAUUAGGGUUUUCAGUACAUUAUAUGACGGGGGAGUCCACCAUUGAUCUUGGCUAUUUGGCGGUUCCAGGUUCAGUGUUGAUUGCCACGCCGGAGCGUUGGGAUGCCCUUUCUCGUAGGUGGAAACAUCGCAAAGCAGUUCGUCAAGUUUCUCUAUUCAUUAUUGACGACUUACAUUUGGUAAGUUGUGGAAUUGGGGGUGGUAUUGGUAAUAGAAAUGCAGUAAAUGGUGUGGCAAUGGAAAUUUCUUGUUCAAGAAUGCGUCUCAUGUCUCAUCAAGUCUCAGCGGCGGGAGGAAAACCUUGUCGAAUGAUUGGUCUUUCAGAUCCCAUUGCGAAUGCCAGAGAUUUGGGUGAUUGGCUAUUUGUACCUUCCCAGUAUAUUUUCACUUUUCAUCAUAGUGCUCGACCUAUACCUCUAGUUACUCAUAUUCAAUCAAAUGAGUUUGGAGGAACAGGAUUUGGAUUUGGAUUGGAUGCAUUUAGCGGUUCAGUCUCAGCUGCAGCAGCAGCAAUGGUUCGUCCUAUUUCAUCAUUACUAAGGAAGUAUUGGAACAACACUGCGUCUUCUGUCAUUAUUUUUGUCCCUUCUCGUAGACUAACGAGGGCACUUGCGACAGAAUUGAUAUAUAAUCUAUCUACACAGCAACUUGACUUCCUUAGUUUAUCUCAACAAGAUAUAGAACCCUUAAAGCAGGAGGUGAAAAGUUCAUCUCUUAAAGAAUGUAUGUCUAUGGGAAUAUUGUUCUGUCAUGAGUCGAUGGAUAACUAUGACCAAAAACUCGUCGAAAAAUUAUUCGGAACAGGUGCUUGUCGACUGCUAAUCACUACUGAAGCUUUUACAUGGACGUCUUCAGUAUGUGCACAAACAGUGAUUAUCGCUGGAACUUCAUUUGGUGGAGCUGGAGGCUCUAGUAGCGUUGGUGGUUAUAGUGAUGCAUUGAGACGUUCAGAUUAUGCAGUUGCCGAUAUUAUGCGUAUGAUGGGACGUGCAGGUAGACCACUAGAAGAUGUCAGUGGUACAUGUGUUAUAUUGACGGAUCCUUCGAGCAAAGAAUAUUAUCAAAAAUUCUUAAAAGAUCCUCUGCCUGUGGAGUCUCAUUUAGAUAUGAUUCUGGCGGACUUGUUAAAUGCAGAAGUUGCAUCGCAUAUUGUAGAAACGAAGCAAGAUGCUGUAGACUUGAUUACAUGGACUUUGUAUUAUCGACGAUUGGCACAAAAUCCCAAUUACUAUGGAAUAACUGGGGCAACUCCGAAACAUAUCAGUGACCAUUUAUCAGAAUGUAUUGAUAAUGCUUUAAAUGAAUUGGAGAAUUGCAAAUGUGUUGCUUUAGAAGGUUUUGAAGAGAAGCAAGAUGAAGAGAUGACUGACGAGAUGCCAAGUAGAAAGGAAGAUGCAGAUACUGCAAUAGGUCCACUUAAUUUGGGUAUGAUAGCGGCAUUUUAUUAUAUACGUUAUACUACUGUAGAAUUAUUUGCAUCGAGUAUAAGUGAAAAGAUUCGUUUAAGAGGUCUUCUUGAAGUAUUAUCUUCAGCAUCUGAAUAUUAUACGGUACCCAUAAGAGUAGGUGAAGAUGAAGUUUUGAGAAAGAUAGCUAGUCAUGCACCAUAUGCUCCUAUUGGAAGUAGUGGAGGAGUUGUAAGAUAUGCAGAUCCCCAUGUGAAAACUCAUAUUCUUUUCCAGUCUCAUUUUUCUAGAAUUCCAUUAAAAGGAGAAUUAGCAGAAGAUAGGGAAGUAGUUAUAGCUGGUGCACCUCGAUUGAUUCAAGCCUUGGUGGAUGUUAUUAGUUCUGCUGGUUAUUUGAAGGCAGCAUUGGCAGCAAUGGAAACGUGUCAAAUGAUUAUUCAAGGAAUGUGGGAAAGAGAUUCUUUGCUUCUGCAGUUGCCACAUAUGGAUAAGGAGCGUUGUGAUCAGUUGAAGGAGAUGGGAGUUGAAAGCGUUUUUGAUUUUAUGGAAAUGGAAGAUGAACAACGUAGACAGUCAUUGCAAGGUUUGAGUAGGCAACAGAUUGCGGAUAUUGUUGACGCUUGUGCAGCUUAUCCCAACGUUGAUUUGAGUUUUCAGCUUAUUUGUGAAGAAAGCUCUUCAUCAGAGGUGGUUUAUCCUGGUUCCACUAUUCGUUUAGUUGCCCAAUUAACACGAGAAGAAGAAGAAGAGACAACGGAAGAGGUUGCCGAUCAUCCCAUUGCUUAUAGUACUCGUUUUCCAGAAAAGAAAGAAGAAAGUUGGUGCGUUUGGUCAUUAAAGGAGGUGGAAAGAGUAACCAAGUCAAGUUAGAAUGGAUGGCACCUAACGAAAUAG